Trypanosoma cruzi is the source of this 1479-nucleotide messenger RNA. RefSeq names its product molybdopterin synthase sulphurylase-like protein, putative. The record is from RefSeq and is a predicted model, not a curated record. Gene Ontology annotation, molecular function: adenylyltransferase activity; thiosulfate-cyanide sulfurtransferase activity; URM1 activating enzyme activity. Gene Ontology annotation, biological process: tRNA wobble position uridine thiolation. Gene Ontology annotation, cellular component: cytoplasm; cytosol. The transcript has a single exon. The coding region runs from base 1 to 1479 and encodes 492 amino acids. Lineage: Eukaryota; Euglenozoa; Kinetoplastea; Trypanosomatida; Trypanosomatidae.
AUGGAUGAAACAACGGAGUUAGAGGCAGAGGUGGAGGCGACGCGGCGAAAGCUGCGGGAGCUCGAGCGCCGGCUGAGCGAAAGGCGCCGCACUUUGCCUCUGCAAGCGACAAGUGAGAAUGAUCACAUGAAAGAUAAAUACCCGAGUGACGUGUUGGCACCUUUUGUGUGCGCGGCGGCCUCGUUAACAAAGGCGGAUGUGGAGCGUUUCUCGCGGCAGAUGAUGGUGGAUGGCAUUGGCGCGAGUGGCAUGGAACGAAUUCGUCGUGGUCGUGUUCUUCUCGUGGGUGCGGGUGGAUUGGGUAGCACCAUUGCACUUUUUCUUGCGGCCUCGGGGGUCGGUGAGCUGAGGAUUGUCGAUUUUGACGUGGUGGAGCUGAGCAAUCUUCACCGCCAGGUCAUACACGCAACAGAUCGCAUCGGGUGGAAAAAGGUGGACAGCGCGGCAAGUGCAUGUCGUGCACUCAACCCGGACACGAUGGUCUACCCACUGGAUGUGGCAUUUGAUCCAUUCAACGCGGAGGAUCUCGUGCGAGACUGUGAUUUGGUGGUGGAUGGCACGGACAAUGUUGCAGCGCGCUAUUUAAUAAAUGACGCCGCCGUCCGACAUGAGAAACCUGUUGUAAGUGGCAGUGCGAUGCGAUGGGAUGGGCAGUUGUCUGUCUAUGGGUAUGACGGCGGUCCAUGUCUUCGCUGCCUUUUUCCUGUUCCCCCGCCGCGAGAGGCAGUUGGCAGCUGCAAUGACACGGGUGUCAUGGGCCCGGUGCCUGGUUUCAUUGGUUGUUUGCAGGCGAUGGAAGUACUGAAAGUUUUGGCAAAGGCCGGGGAUGUACUUUCAGGCCGUAUGCUUAUCUUUGAUGGACUCCGCUUCCAUAUGCGAGUUGUGAAUCUUCGUGGUCGACAAAAAACGUGUCUGGUGUGCGGUGAUGCCUCGGAUAAGAGUAGAGGACUGCACGAACUAGUAGCAGAGCGCCCCGAGUACAUUGCGGUGUCAUGUGUUUCUGGCUCUGCGUUGAGUGCACAACUUCUUCCCACAGAGGCACGCAUCUCGCCAAAGGAUGCCUUUGCAUAUCUUCAACACAUAGGGCACUCUACGACAACGUGCAUGAUUUUGGAUGUACGCUCAAAGGAACAGUACGAAAUGGCUCACCUUCCUACGGCUGUCUUGCUGCCGCUGUUGCAGCUCAAAAAAUGGCAGCUUGACGGUGUCCUUUGGAAUGAAUGGGAACGCUUUGUCAGCUGUCAUAUCGGCACCACGAAUGAUUGCGUGACUGUGUUUGUGGUCUGUCGCAGAGGGAUAAAGUCGACCGAAGCCGUUAAAAUUUUCUUGUCGACUGAACAGCGAUGCGACACGUUGGAUGAUGGUCGCACCGACGCCACAAAGCCCUACACUUCAAGGCGGCGGUACCGUUUUAUAAAUAUGGAAGGUGGACUUAACCGAUACCACCACGAUGUUGACAAUAAAUUUCCUUUUUAUUAA